Messenger RNA from Octopus bimaculoides (California two-spot octopus), 1057 nucleotides. Its product is annotated as 17-beta-hydroxysteroid dehydrogenase type 6. Gene Ontology annotation, molecular function: oxidoreductase activity. Gene Ontology annotation, cellular component: intracellular membrane-bounded organelle. The record is from RefSeq and is a predicted model, not a curated record. Gene Ontology annotation, biological process: steroid metabolic process. Lineage: Eukaryota; Metazoa; Mollusca; Cephalopoda; Octopoda; Octopodidae.
AGUAGCAGCAGCAGUGUUUUGUCAUUGAUUCUCUUCCGACAGAAAGAUACAGAGACAGCAAAAUAACAUGAUGUUUUCAACAAUAAAUGAUUUAAUUCCUGCUGCACUGGCUGUGAUAAGUAUUUAUCUUCUCCUUCAGUGGUAUCUUCGGACACUUACAGUUAAAGAAUUCAAUCAGAAAUAUGUGUUAGUCACUGGUUGUGAUACAGGCUUUGGGUACCUUCUGGCCAAACAACUAGAUGUACUUGGUUUUAAUGUAUUUGCUACUUGUCUAACUAAAGAAGCAAUAUCUGAUCUUCAUGCCAUCUGUACAAAAAGAUUAGAAGCAUUUUUGAUGGAUGUUACCAAAAAAGAAGACAUUGAAAGGAUUGAAAAAUUUGUCAGAUCUCGGCUUCCAAAAGAUACAGGUUUGUGGGCCUUAGUUAACAAUGCUGGUGUCAUGUCUACCCUUUUGUUCCCUGAUUGCUACUCACGAAAACAUUAUACUGAAGUUAUGGAUGUAAAUGUCUAUGGAAUGAUUGAUGUCACCACAGCUUUCUUGCCAUUACUGCGCAUGUCAAAAGGAAGAAUUGUUAAUGUGUCCAGUGUCUUAGGGAAAAUUACCCCUCCUGUAUUUAUACCAUAUUGCAUAUCAAAACAUGCUGUAGAGGCAUAUUCAAAUGGCCUUAGAUGUAGUUUAAAACUACAAAAUGUAACUGUCCAUAUAAUCGAACCAGGUUGUUUCAUGACAAAUCUAACGUCAUAUGAAAUAAUUGAAAAUAGAUCAAGACAAGAUUUUGCUGCUGCUUCCAUUGAUGUUCAACAAUUCUAUGGUAACAAGUUCUUUGAAUCCUUUAUUUCCAAUCUACGAAUCAUUAACACUGUAGCUGACACGAACCUUCAGCGAGUGUUGUCUUGUCAUUUACAUGCCAUCUCUGCCAGAUAUCCAAAGUACAGGUAUCGCACUGGUUAUGAUGCCACCAUUAUCAUUCCACUGUUACGAAUGUUCCCUGUAUGGCUGUCAGACAAGAUUUUAACAUAUAAUUAUGAAAUACCUGCUGGAGUUAAAAAGCAUUAA